AUGACAAUACAAGAUCAAGCUUAUGACCUUAUUUAUUUGAGGAAGUUAGUUCUUUUUGUUCUUGGUGCCCGCUCUUCUCUGUCAUCUAAUCUAUCUGAUACUCAUGCUAAUCUACAUGAUGUGGUUGUGGACACUAUUGGGAAUUUGGUUGUUGAAGACUUUGAAGAUGACUUUGUGGAGACAAACUUUGAUAGAUUUAAAGCCUCCAUGGAAUUUUCGUUUUAA
Messenger RNA from Prunus armeniaca (apricot), 225 nucleotides. The record is from the annotation of a GenBank genome assembly. NCBI's taxonomy places the organism in Eukaryota, Viridiplantae, Streptophyta, Magnoliopsida, Rosales, Rosaceae.